Messenger RNA from Strongylocentrotus purpuratus (purple sea urchin), 4796 nucleotides. Its product is annotated as WD repeat-containing protein on Y chromosome. The transcript has 22 exons. The record is from RefSeq and is a predicted model, not a curated record. Lineage: Eukaryota; Metazoa; Echinodermata; Echinoidea; Camarodonta; Strongylocentrotidae. The coding region runs from base 632 to 4642 and encodes 1336 amino acids. Gene Ontology annotation, molecular function: calcium ion binding; protein binding.
ACCGUGAAAGGCUCCACUAUACCUAUCCAUGCAGCAACUACCAUCCUAUUUUGGAAGGCAUCACGGAAUUGCAAGUAAUCGCUCCAUUAGCUAUUUCCGGAGCAUAUAUGAUAUUAAUGAAGACGUGACAAAGACGGCGUACUGAUGAAAAAGAAAGUUGCACUGAAGACUAUUCUGAAGCAAUUUCCAGGCAUCUCGGACCAUAUAGCUGAGGAUAUUUAAUAUAUAUGAUAUAAGCGAGUCUCCGUGGAAAUAAAUUGUGGAAAUAUAUUCGUGCGAUAGACUGAGCUGAGCAGCCGACAGUAAAAGAAGCUCCUAGUAUUUCUUAUUGUCCUGGAGUUUGCACUGUUUAAAAAGAGAUCUGAUUAAAAAUGGAGUGUAGCAAACCGAAUUCGUGACAAUUAUACUAUACCUUAAGAAGAACAUUGAAUUCGUUUUUUGUUAUAUUUCCCGCGUGUCCUUUUUCGGAAUUAUCUCUCGCGGAUCGCAUAAGUAAAUUUCAAAAUGGAUCACGAAGAUGGGAGAUGAGCCGAAUCUCUGGAGAAGGGAAAUAGACAAAAGAGAACUCUAUCGGGCAGGUGGCCGAUGACAGGAAAAGACUGAAACUUGUGCUACGAAAAGAAAAACCAAGAUGGAUACUGACGAGGGUCAUGGGGUCACCCUGUUCGAAGACCAGCUCAACCUGGACCACCUCAAGGAGCUCAUGUCGCAGUUUGCCGUCCACCAACCCACGGACGAGAUGCCCGACGACGGCACCUACUCCCCUGGUCGUAUCAUCAGGAGAGAGGCGGGAAACGUGACCCUGGGAGAGUUCAAAAAUAUGGUCAGGAGUCUGCUGAAAUCGUCUGACUGGGAUGCGCAUCUCGAAGCACUCUUUGCAAAGGUUGACACGUCAGCAGACGGUAUGGUGGACUGGAACGAGUUCGUCACCUACAUGUUGCUGCAUUACAGAGAGAAUGAUAACAUGAAACUGAGGAAGAACGUGGUCUUCAACAAGGAGCCCAAGAUAAGACACAUCGCACAAAACAAACAAGACAUCGUAUGGUGUACGAUCGUUCUGGAGAACCCGUGUCGUUAUGUCACCCUUAGCAAGGAGGGGACCCUGUGCCUCUUCGACGAGAAUCUCCGCCUGGAGAACUGCCUGGAGAUCAAGGACGGGAUGGAGGAUUCACGCAACGGAUCCAAGAGACGCUUCAAGACCUGGUACAGCGACAUCGUCUACAUGGCCAAUGUGAACAUGCUGGCUGUCGGAUCCAACAGCAGAACUAUCCGCUUCUGGGAUAUCGUCAACGCGAAGACCUGCUUUGAACAGUUUAAUCUUUACGCUCUGAGUGACAUUCCGUCGUGUUUGGACUACUGGUACGACAAAAAGAACCCCUCUGGUGAGUCCCUGUUGGUGGUGGGUACUGACAAGGGAUCCAUUAACCUCUUCUAUUUCCUCAAACCUCAAGAGAAGAUCUUCGAGACGCCCUUCAAACCAGAAGACACUGUACAGAAAAUAUGGAUGCACAACAUCUGCCAGCAUCAUAAGUACGUUCGUCACGUGGUCCUUCCUAACGUCCACGCCGAGGACAUCCGCAAGGUUCGGUACCUCCCCGACAAGGACUUCAUCCUCUCAUCGAGUGGGUGCAGGAAGACACCCCUCAUCAUGAUGGACAUCCAAGGGAAGAAAAAGUCCUACACCUACAAACUCAGCAAGGGAGUGGAAUGUUUCGAUUACAAUCGCACCAUGAACGUGAUCGCGACAGGUGGUAUUGAUCACGUGGUACGUCUGUGGAACCCGUAUGUUCAGGACAAACCCAUCGCCUUUCUUCGUGGUCACACGAUGGCGGUCGUAGGCGUGGUCAUCAACGAACGCUUCAAGCACGUCUACAGCUUCGCAAAAGACGGGGUUGUAAAGAUUUGGGACCUUUACGAGUACACAUGUCUCCAGACGGUCAGUGUGAGAUUCGCCUGCCUACAAAACGCGCGAAAUCCAGAAUUUGGCAUGGUCAGCCUAGUUUUAUACCAGGGUCGACAAUUGAUGGCGGCAUGCGCAGAUUAUAUAGCUCUUCUGAGUCUUGGACGUAACAAUGCUUUAGAGAGACGAACACCCGUCACACACGAGACUCAGCUCUGCUGCACCGUGUACAACUCAUUCUUCAAAAUGGUUGCUACAGCGGCAGACGACUCGUCCAUCUCGAUAUGGAACGUGGAAACUGGCGCCAAAUCCUUCACCAUCCCAGAGGCUCAUGGGAACGAGGAGAUCACGUGUCUCACCAUCAGCACGACGGGAAGGAAACUGUACUCAGGAGCAAGAAAUGGAACCAUUAAGGUUUGGAGCUUUCAGAACGGUCAUAGCAUCCACGAAUGUGAGAGCGUAGGCGAUGACGAGAUCACGGGUCUCAUCUCGGUCGGGAAGAAGAAAGGUUUCCUAAGCGUCGGGUGGAGCCGGAAGAUAGUCCAGUACCAAGAUGGAGACUGUGAUACGAGCUUUCUGAAAGCAGACACCAACUGGAAGGGCGGUCAGGUCCACAAGGACGACAUCCUGGCCUUCGACUACAGUCCUCCCAGUCUCCUAGCAACGGCAAGCUUCGAUGGAGAGAUCCUCAUCUGGAGUCUGGAGACACAGAAGAUCUCGGUCAGACUUCGGAGAGGACAACCCACUAUCAUAAGCCAGAAGUUGAAAGCCGUCCUGAGUAUGUUAGGUGUCAACCCCUUUGCUAUCAAGAAGAAGAGUAAUGACAUGGACUUGACCUCAGAAGAAAGGUCAAAGGUCAGAUCUAGACCAAACUCGAGACACAGGAGGACUCACAAGCAACCGGAAGGGUUUUCCCAAGCCCCUGUUGAGAAACUUUUGUUUCUUGCAUCUCGCCUCUCCGGUGGAAUGUCAGACAGUGCUGUGUUAGUUUCAAGUGAGGCUGGACAUCUUCACUUCUGGGCUAUCUACGGUCAAAAGAGACACCACAGAGGGUCGUUCUAUUCGAGUGACUCUGCUAAAGAGGAGGAGUCUGUGCUAGCCCUGAGCACCAAUGCUGAUAAUUCCUUGCUCAUCACCGGUGAUACCAUGGGACAUGUCUAUAUAUGGGGCAUUGCGAACCACUGUAUCUAUGCUACAAAUGUGGAGGACAAUAGCCGACCACCCCUGAUCAAGAGCUGGAAGGCACAUGACGCAACUGUGGUCAGUGUGGAGUACAUCAACCACAGCUGUGGUCAGUUCAUACUGACCGCCUCCACCGACUUCACGGCCAGACUGUGGACCAUCGAGGGUCACUUCGUGGGAACCUUCGGCCAGACCAUGAACUGGGACUUGAUGAACCCCAACACUUAUGAACAUCCAAAUGAUCCCUGGACAGAUGACCAGCCGCCGCCCCAGGAGAAAGAUAUUUUGUCCGAAGGAGGAUCAUCAGAUGAAGAGGACGAUGAUGUCUUUGACGAUGAUGAUGUCAAGGUGGAAGACAUCACCCUACCACCAGAAGACACCGCCGGCAACACCGAACUGACCAAGGCAAACCUUGCUAUGCUACCAGGAUCCAAACCCAUCCCACUGAGCAGACGAUCGAGCGCGGGAAGCGGCGGGAGGGCGGGAAAGUCAAGCAGCUCAGAGAACAGCCGAAAAAGCGGAGGUCAUUCUCUCCUCGAUAUGAACUUGAAUUCGAACCUGGUUGGAAAUGCCAAUGCAACUGGCCAUACCAGCAGUCCCAUUCUAGUCCCAGUGAUCAAACCGCAGGCAUCAUCGAGAUUGGAUUCUGUGACCAGCCCUAGCAAUGGCAAGAAGGAAAUAGGUAGCAUGCCCGCCAUUGCAAAGUUACUUGUUUCUGCGUCAGCGCCUGAGCCUAAAACGGGAUUCUUCGCGACGCAACGGGAUCAAAGCACCCUGUCCUCGACAAGUCGGGUGACUCGCAGUUCUGAUAAUGCAGCACCGGCCGGACCACAAUCUCAUACGGCCAACCCUCUCCCACCAAUCUCCAAGUCACUAGGUGCGCUAUCCGAAGAGGCUGAAGGUGCAGGGGGUGACGAAAGUAAGGUUGGUACCAGGAAGAAAUCGAACAAUGAUGUGAUGGUCAGACAUUCUGGCCAGUCUGUCCAAUCGGAGGACAGUGCGGGUCAGAACGGACCAAUCAAACGGCGGAAGGGGAUGAUGAAUCGAAUGGAUGACGACGUGGGACGUGGAACCGGAAGCCAGGGGUCAAGGAGUGUCUCAAGUGCCCGACAUAGCAACAAAGGGAACCUAGAGGAAAUGAAGCUGAGCUCAAGAUCAAAUACGAGUCUGCUGGGUCGACACGUUGAUGAGGGUCUAGCGCGGAUCACCAACAGUCGUUCAGAGAGACGCCAGAGGUUCGGCGACAUUGAUGUAUCCAGAGUGUCAAGGUUCGGCAAGAUAUGCGCUCCUUUUCAAGCCCUGGCAACGCAGUCCACCAAAGCCGUCGAGUUCCCGUCCACCCUGCCGAUGACCCAGCGUAUGAAACAGCGAGGGGUCUCAUGCAGCAACGAGACUGACCUUCAGAAUUUGACCUUGACCCCUCUUCAGCUCGAGUUCAAGAGUGAAAGGUCGUUUCAUCACCAGGGUGGAGAAAGCGGAGGUGCAAUCGCGGGUGUUCGGAGGGCCACGCUAUUAGAGCCGCUGCCGAACGCGCACACUGGAAGCCCCGGCAAGAAAUGAAAUGUCCACGAGCAAAGCCAGAAAUGCUUUUGGAUAAUUAUCUCUUUCUUAGUCAUUUGAGCGACAUUUCAAAUGUCUGAUUCGCUGGUAUCUACACACCUUGAAACAAAUUGGAAUAUGAAUUGUGUUUAUAUGUUUGAUUAUUCCCGUGUUU